Molecule: messenger RNA, 2077 nt
Organism: Macrobrachium nipponense
Lineage: Eukaryota; Metazoa; Arthropoda; Malacostraca; Decapoda; Palaemonidae
Product: glutamate receptor 2-like
Exons: 10
Coding region: 12-1340 (442 amino acids)
Cellular component (GO): membrane
Molecular function (GO): ligand-gated monoatomic ion channel activity
Source: RefSeq, a predicted model, not a curated record
UAGGCAGUAUAAUGGCCCCAGGGGAUGGCUCAUGGAUCCUUUCAGUUGCCGGUCGCUGGUUUUAUGGCAACCUCAGUAUUUCCCGCCCUCUUUGGCCUCGCCCUUCAUUUGACUUUCAGAACAGGACCAUCAGGCUUACGUGCUUACAGAAGCCAACUGUAUUUGAAUAUAAAGAUGGAGGGAGAGGAGGACUGGACGAAUCGGUUGGUUAUGCCAAUGAUCUGAUGCUCAUUGCCAGACGCCAUUUAAAUUUCACUGAUGUUUUGGUGCCGAGCGACGGUUUUGGGAACAAGGACAGAAAUGGCAAAUGGGAUGGCAUGAUCGGAGUUCUUCAGCGCAAGGAAGCGGACAUAUCUCCUCUAGACUUUACUCCAAGCUAUGACCGCUCAGAAGUUGUUGAAUUUGGUUAUCCAAUUGGAGAGGACAUCAUUCUCAUUCUUUCUAAAGCACCUGUAAAAAUUACCAGACCAUUUCUUUUGCUUCAGAUAUUUUCUUUGCAGGUUUGGGCGUGCAUCAUUGGCUCUGCAUUGGUAUUGGGUGUAACUUUAGAGAUUCUGGUAAAAAUUGAGUCCACAGUGAAUCACAAGUCCAGCUUGAAAACAUUGUUCAUGAAACAGGUUGAAAAUUCUCUGAAGAUUUUUGUGUAUCAGGGUAGUGACUACUGGCCAACUGGAGUUGCAGGUCGCUUAGCUUCAGUCUGUGGGUUUUUAGUGGCUCUGGUUGUGUGUUCCCUGUAUACAGGAUCAAUCACAGCUUUCUUUGCUAUACCAUUCAGAUCCAAGCCUAUUGAUUCAGUUGAUGACUUGUUGCGCAGCAGUGUACGACUAGCCAUCAGAAGCAAAACAAAUACAUAUUCUACUAUGGUGCUUGAUGAAAAUGGAAUCUUAUAUAAAGGACGUGAUCGAGUCAGCCUUUUCUCAGGGACGGAAAUUAGUACGUGGGAAUUUUUCCGGAUUAUUGCUGAUGGCACAUUUGCCCUAGUUGAUGUGUAUAGUUCAGCAGUUGGAAGUGCCAAUUCAUUUGAGAAGCGUAAUGAGAAAUGUAAAUUCUACAUUGGCAAAGAAGCUGUUAGGACUGAUGCUGAUGUUUUUGCUUUCAUGAAGAAUAGCCCAGUAUUUUACCAGUUUGACAACAUUAUGCAGUGGCUUCGAUACUUUGGCAUCAUUGAACACACCAAGAAAAGGUAUUAUUCUGCAGCUUGUGAGGUCAAGGAUUCCUCAGAUGUUAUCAAACCGAUGUCUGUCAUUCAGGUUCAGGGCUCCUUCUACAUACUUGGUAUUGGACUAUUGGUUGGGUUCUUCAUCUUCUUGGUUGAAAUCAUGUGGUCAAAAGUUCUGUGAUAUACAUCUGUCUGUAGUAGCAUCUCCAGUCAGAUAAUCUGAACCAACAUCUGACUUGCUUAGAUCAACAGUAACUCUUGAUCAACAUUCUCAAUACAUAGUAACAAGUCCUUUGUAACAUAAUGUAUAAGUUAUCUAACAUUAGUCUGUUAAGGAUUAGUAAUGGGUUAGUAAUUGAUGUAUGCCAGAACUGCAGAUCUUUCUCAGUUAGCAUACUGGUAGUUUUAAUCCAUUAUAUGAUUUUCUACCCUUGUUGUGGUUGUGAACUAAAAUGUCAAUAAAUAUUAAUCAAAGAGAUGCCUUAUGACAAUUUUGCAGCUAUACCCCAAAGGCACUGAUAUCAAGAUCAUUUUGCUUCCUGGACUCUUACCACCUUGCCAAGGGAUAGGGAUUCAUAAAUUAGAUGCUCAAACUUAAAUUAGCCAUGCCUUGUCACCUUUUAGCGCCUUAUUUUGCUCUGUACCUAGUAGGAUUGACCUUUAAGCAAGGCCCCCUGCGUGCUCAUUCCUAUAGUAAUAUUAAGAAUUUGAGCAGCCAGCAUGUCUAAGCCAGGCAAAAGAAUUAUGAAGAAUUUUGCCCUUAAUGCUGGAUUUGAUUUUGAUGGACUGAUAACCCUUAAGCCACUGAAAGCAAGGAGGUCUCCUAGGGUGGUCAGCAUUAGAAAAAUUUGGUCUGACCAUCGUAACAGAACAACAAAGAAAGGGAAAGAACCUGACAGCUAACCCAGCUUUGAUUUU